AGAGGGUAAGGGGGUGGGGGGGGGGGGAAUGUGGUCGUGCCGCUCUGCUGUCAACCCGUAGUGCCAGUAUAGGAUGGCUCGUUAAUUUGUGUGCUCCUGUCACAAAAGACGACGAUACCGCCUCUCACGCUAGGUGAAACGAACUGCGACCGGGAGGGGGAGGAAUCUGGCGUAGACAGCCUGGAUGGAUGUGUAGUAGUGCAGCUCGAAGGAUCCGACGCGACGGCCUUCGAGGGAGAUAUGAGAGCAGAGGGAUCGGCUCUGCGCCCUGGACUCUGCGCCCUGGGCUCUUGGCCCUACGAGAGACACGAAAGCGUGGAAGGAGGCGGCUCAGGGUUCCCAAAGCGGGCGCUUACACGCGCGAUCCUCGAUACUUGGGGGGAGGCCAAGCUUAGUCGAAUGCGCGCGUCCGCCAUGCUCGAAAAGCCCUGGGCCUGUCACUAGGUACAUGAUGGCCUCAGCCGCUCCCAAGUCCAGAUGCCCGCUUGUGGAGUCCCGAUCAGCAGACCACGCUGUCUAUCCCAUGUUCGCCUUUGAAUCCUGCGCAGUCGUCCCCCCUCUCCCGAGAAGCUUGACUUUCUGCACCUACCACUCCUCCUCAGUCCAUGAUCUUGACGAUUUCCCUCUGGGUCUCGCCUCUUUUUUUCUUUUUCCUUUUCCCUUCCUGUAGUUGUCCCGACGACGACGACGACGACGACGGCGACGAUGUCGACGAAUUCGACCUUACCGAGCGUGACGGCGCCGUUAUCGAUCCUGACGGUGACCGUGAAGCCGCUGACCACGACGUUCACGCCCCCGGCGUCGUGCGCCGAGAUGCGGCUCACCCAGCUCUCUUCGCCGGGCUACCAGCUGUGGUUGAACGAGCCGCAGCCCGUGCCCAGCUCGAAGUUCGGCGAAUGCUACCCGCCAGGCUUUGUGGAGGGAUAUACUAGUCUAUUCCAAGAAUCGAGCUCGAUCGCUCCCUUGUUCUCGCCGCUCGUCUGCCAGUCGGGCUGGAAUACGGUCAUGGACCGGCCCAACGGCUACAUUGCCUGCUGCGCCUCCGGCUUCCUGCUCCACCCCCCGGAGUCGCCGGCGGACACGAACCGGCCGGCGUACGGCGGCACCUGCUACAGCAACUUCCAGGCCGGGCAGACCGUCAGGGUGACGGCGUACGACAGCGCGAGCGUCACAGCAACGGUCAUCUGGACCGCCGCAGCCUCGACCGACCAGGCCUACGCGCACCCCAUCGACGGCUUCAGGAUACAGCAGAGCACAUCCACAUCCUCAUCCUCACCACCAUCUUCUCCCGCGUCACAACUCCCUCUCGGCGACCCAUCGCCGCAACCCUCGACCGACGACGACGCCUCGAGCGGCGGCAGCGAGAUCUCGGGGGGCCAGAUCGCCGGGAUCGUGGUGGGCACGGUCGGGGCGCUGGCGCUGGUGCUCGCCGCCGUCGCAUUCGUGUUCCGGCGGCAGCGCCGCAAGCGGAACCAAGCGCUCCCGCCGCAGCCUCCCCCCGCCGGCGGCGACAGCGACGACAAGUCCCCGCCGCCGCAGCAGCAAUACGUAGCCCUGCAGCCGUGGGGCGCCAAGGCGGGCGCGGAGGAGGGCGCGACGCCGAGCCCGGCCUACGCGUACUCGCCGGGCGCGUCGGACGCCGGGACGCUCGCGGCGCGCUACGAGCUGAGCAGCGUCGGGGUGGGCGAGCUCGACGGCGGGUGGAGGGGGCGGGAGCUGUCGUAGGCAGG
This is a messenger RNA of Durotheca rogersii, 1730 nucleotides long. RefSeq lists its product as uncharacterized. Bases 706 to 1725 code for a protein of 339 amino acids. The transcript has 5 exons. The record is from RefSeq and is a predicted model, not a curated record. NCBI's taxonomy places the organism in Eukaryota, Fungi, Ascomycota, Sordariomycetes, Xylariales, Xylariaceae.